ACUCUUCAUGCCAGUCUGUCCUAAUCCCCACCCCACCUCCUCUACAUAUGUAUAUAUAAAUUCCAGAUAAGCAAACAUGUAAAGCCCUUCAACUACUGCAGCAGCAACAACUUAUGAUACUAGGCCUACUAGACUAAGGGCGGUUUAUUCAAUAUUCAACACACUCAGCAUAAUCAUGAGUCUUUUUGCUCUUGGAAGCAGAAACCAGAAAACAUUCCGUCCGAAGAAGGGUUCUCCUUCCGGCAGCAAGGGUGUGCAACUCAAGAAGCACAUAGAUGCCACCUUGGGCAGUGGUAACUUGAGGGAAGCUGUAAAACUUCCCACAGGGGAGGAUCUUAACGAGUGGUUGGCAGUAAAUACUGUGGACUUCUUUAAUCAAGUAAACAUUCUCCAUGGCACUCUCACUGAAUUCUGCACGUCUUCAACUUGUCCAACAAUGAUGGCUGGGCCAAAGUAUGAGUACAGAUGGGCAGACGGAGUGACCAUAAAGAAACCCAUAGUCGUUUCUGCUCCACAAUACGCUGAGUAUUUAAUGGACUGGAUUGAGUCUCAGCUGGACGACGAGGCCAUUUUUCCCCAGAAGUUGGGAGUACCAUUCCCACCCAACUUUCAGGAUGUUGUCAAAACCAUAUUGAAGCGGUUGUUUCGUGUGUACGCCCAUAUCUAUCACUCGCAUUUCCAGAAGAUUGUGAGUCUGAAAGAGGAAGCUCAUCUCAACACUUGCUUUAAGCAUUUUGUUCUGUUUACAUCGGAAUUUGGCUUAAUUGAGAAGGCAGAGCUUGCACCUCUCAAUGAAAUCAUCGACUCUAUCUUACAACGCUAGAAAACCUUGUUGAGCCAGUGACAAAGCGGAAGUAGGAAGGUUUUAAAGCUGAUGAGCUAGUGGUGCAUAACAGGCAACCGGCUAUCUAUUUUCAAGCGCAAUGGAUUGUUUAUGUCUUCCUCUUUGUUCUGUUUUCAAUGGCAAACCAGCAACUAAUUCGACUAAUCUUUGGUUGCACGAAACGCCAUAUGCGAAGUGCUACAACCUCUCUCGCGCUCUAUGUGCGAGUUCAUCUACCAUCUUUUUGGUGUUACAGAUGUAAAUGUUGCUCGACAUUAGGUAUCAUCUUUGUUUGCUGAAGUUUACGUGAGGUACAGAAGUUUCAUCACUGUUAUGAUCAUCUUACUAAUUGAAGUUUACAUACAAGU
Molecule: messenger RNA, 1191 nt
Organism: Sesamum indicum (sesame)
Lineage: Eukaryota; Viridiplantae; Streptophyta; Magnoliopsida; Lamiales; Pedaliaceae
Source: RefSeq, a predicted model, not a curated record